CCAUCAUCAAUCCAUCGUCAAUCCAUCAUCACCAACAUGUCUAGCUCUGGCAAAGGAUACUCGUACACCAGCUCCGGCACCAACAGCCAGGGCAACCACUACUGCUCUCGGGACUACGGUUCGAGCGCCUCCAACUCCAACAGCUACCACUACUCGAACAGUGACGGCUCCUACUACUAUUCCAACCCGAACGGCAGCAGCUACUACAACAAUGGCAGCGGCGGAUCCACGUACACUCCUGCCGGAAAGAAAUGA
This is a messenger RNA of Aspergillus steynii IBT 23096, 255 nucleotides long. RefSeq lists its product as uncharacterized. Lineage: Eukaryota; Fungi; Ascomycota; Eurotiomycetes; Eurotiales; Aspergillaceae. The transcript is spliced from 3 exons. The coding region runs from base 37 to 255 and encodes 72 amino acids. The record is from RefSeq and is a predicted model, not a curated record.